AUGCCGGCUAAAAAUGGUUUUUGUUGGUGUUUGGGAGGAACACGCCCUCCAGAGAUCAAACAUUCUAUGGAUACGGAAGGAACAUUAAAACCUAUGGAAGUGGAUAUUCCCAUGCCAACAGAUGAAGAGGAAUUAAACGCCAAGUUUCAAGAAUUAGUGGCGGAACUAGAUUUAGACAAACCUCACCAGGAGGCGCUGUACAGCUUACCAAACGAGAAAAAAUGGCAGAUCUACUGUAGCAAGAAAAAGGAUGUGGAUCCAACAACUCAAAGUUUACCAGAUAAAUAUAUCGAGAAGAUCUCAGCCAUGUCCCCAAUUCAGUCAGGACUGGAAAGAGAUGAAGAUUUAUUGAUGAGAACCAAAGUAGUAGAUAAUUUAAAAACAGCUCUUAGAACUCAAACAAUGAGUUUUGUGGUGAGAUUUGUCGAUAAUGGAGGACUGCAAUGUUUAUUGGAAUAUCUGUGUAAAAUGGAUUAUUGGAUAUCAGAGAGUUCGAUACACACCUCUAUCAUUGGAUGCAUUAAAGGUCUCAUGAACAACUCACAUGGAAGAUCGCAUGUUUUAGCCCAUCCACGAUGUAUCAAUAUUAUAGCCCAGAGUUUACGAGUCGAGAACGUCAAAACUAAAAUCGCGGUGUUAGAAAUUCUUGGUGCUGUAUGUAUCGUACCUGGUGGACAUAAAAAAGUUCUACAAGCCAUGAUUCAUUUUCAACAUUAUGCUGCUGAGAGGACACGAUUUCAGACCCUAAUCAAUGACCUAGAUAGAAGUACAGGAAAAUAUCGAGAAGAGGUCAAUCUGAAAACAGCCAUCAUGUCUUUUUUCAACGCUGCGUUAAAAUAUGGCCCUGGACAAGAUCAUCUAGAAUUCAGGCUACAUCUUCGUUACGAAUUUCUCAUGCUAGGAAUACAACCUAUUAUAGAAAAACUACGAUCUCAUGAAAACUCUACUUUAGAUAGACAUUUAGAUUUUUUUGAGAUGGUUAGGAAUGAAGAUGAGAAAGAAAUAGCCAAAAAAUUUGAAUCUGUACAUAUAGAUACUAAAAGUGCGUCAGCCAUGUUUGAAUUAUUACGGAAGAAAUUAGCGUUGUCCACAUCAUAUAAUAAUUUCAUGUCAAUUUUACAACAUUUGGUCAUGUUACCCUAUUCUAAGAAAGACAUGACACCAGUUUGGAUUCUGAUUGAUAAAAUGGUACAACAGGUUGUGUUACAGCGGAAUGGACAAGAUCCAGACGUCGCCCCCAUGGAGGAAAUUAAUAUACAACAAAUCACUCAUAGGUUAGCGAGUGAAAAUGAUGUAAAAUCAUUCCAGAAUAAGUUACGAGAAGCUGAGAAAGCUAACGAUGAGCUGAAUGCUAAAUUAGCCAAACGAGAACGAGAAUGUGAGGCGAGGUUUGAGGAAAAGGAAGAAUUGAUGUCCACCAUGAAUCAUAUGAAUGCUAAAUUAGAGAAGGAAAUGGCUGCCCAUGCUGAUGUUAAGUUACAGUUAAAUUCUCUCAUGGCUCAGUUACAUGAAGUCACUUCUUAUUUAGAGGCAGAGAGAGGAGAAAAACAAAAACUACAACAUUUAGUAAAAACAGGAAGUCUACCAGACGACGCCAAGAUGGGGUUGUCUACUAGUCAGUUACUAUCAGGAACCAUGCUUAAUAAAGAUUUCAAGAUACCAUCAGUGUUAGCACCCUCUGCCCCACCCCCCUCAGCACCCCCACCCCCACCACCUGCUCCAGGGGCUCCUCCUCCACCACCUUUUGGAGGUCCAGCUUUAGGAGGGAAACAGAAAAAAAUACCCAAACCAGGAAACCCCAUGAAGUCAUUUAAUUGGACCAAGUUACCAGAGAACCAAAUCAAGGGAACAGUUUGGAGUGAUUUAGAUGAUACUAAGUUAUACAAUACGUUAGAUCUGGGUGAUUUUGAGAAGAAUUUUUCAGCCUAUCAGAGACAAGAGGAGGGUGAACAAGACACUAAAACUCACGCACCGAAAGUUCGCGAAUUAUCUGUUAUUGAUGGCAGACGAGCUCAGAAUUGUACUAUUUUAUUAUCGAAAUUAAAAUUAACGAAUGAAGAAAUUAAAAAAGCUGUUUUAAAUGUAGAUGAAGCUGAAGAUAUACCUAAGGAUAUGGUCGAACAGUUAUUAAAGUUUGUACCUACAGUAGAAGAAAUCCAGUUAUUAAAUGAACACAGUCAUGAGAGAGAGAAUAUGGCUAGAGCUGAUAGAUUCUUACUUGAUAUGAGCAAAAUUCUACAUUAUGAACAAAGAUUGAAUGCUAUCUAUUUUAAAAAGAAGUUUCAAGAUAGAAGACUGGAUUGUAAGGGUAAAAUAUCUGCUGUGUUUGAUGCCAGUAAACAGUUAUUCCGAUGUAGAAGAUUAAAGAAAUUACUAGAAAUUGUGCUGGCUAUUGGUAACUAUAUGAAUAGAGGUCAGCGAGGCAAUGCGUCUGGUUUCAGAAUUCAGAGUUUAAACAAAAUGGUGGAUACAAAAUCAAGCAUCAAUAAAAAUGUUACCUUACUUCACUACCUCAUAGAAGCCAUCUUGGAAAAAAAGUUCCCAGAUCUGAUGAAACUAGAACAAGAUAUUUGUGCCAUAAAAGAUGCUGCCAAAGUCACAUUUAAAGAGUUAGAUGAAGAGAUGAAGGCAUUAAAAUCAGGGUUAAAAGAUAUAGAAAAGGAAGUAGAAUUUUUCCGUAGUCAGUAUGACGGCCAUCCUGAUAAGUUCGUAACCACCAUGAGUAAUUUCUGUACUGUAGCUGCCUAUAAUUUCUCUGAGUUGGAAGAUUCUUAUGGUGAAAUGAAACAAAAGUAUGACAUGGUUGUCAAGGCGUUUGGUGAAGAUCCAACUGCUAUGCAACCAGAAGAGUUCUGUGGUAUUUUUGAUUCGUUCCUGAAUUAUUUUAACGAUGCCCAGAUUGAGAACGAGAAAUUCCGACAACAGAAACAGGAAGAAGAUAAACGAAGUAAAAUGGAGGAACAGUUGAAGAAAGACCGAGAGAAGAGGAUAUUGUUACGUCGAGCGAGUACUAAUACAGAUAAAACUAGCGUCAACGGUAACAACAGUAAAUUAUCACAGAAUGACAACGAGAAAGGAGAAUUUGAUGAUUUGAUUUCUGCGUUAAGGACAGGAGAUGUGUUCGGAGAAGAUAUGGCCAAAAUGAAACGAACAAGACGAAGGGUUAGUAACAGCAAUGCCGAAAUGUCUCGGGAACGAAUGGGGAAAAUCAUGAUGUCAUAA
This is a messenger RNA of Lottia gigantea (owl limpet), 3222 nucleotides long. RefSeq lists its product as hypothetical. The record is from RefSeq and is a predicted model, not a curated record. Gene Ontology annotation, biological process: actin cytoskeleton organization. Bases 1 to 3222 code for a protein of 1073 amino acids. The transcript has 24 exons. Lineage: Eukaryota; Metazoa; Mollusca; Gastropoda; Lottiidae. Gene Ontology annotation, molecular function: actin binding; small GTPase binding.